GAAGAAGACCCAGAUUCUGACCUAAUUAGUGAUAUUUCUAGUUGGACGAUAGAAUGACGUGUUUAAUUUAUAUCUAGUGGUAGUGUGUCUACAAAUAUGUUGGAUCUAUUUACAAUUUUCAGUAAAGGAGGCAUCGUUUUGUGGUGUUUCCAAAGUACCAAUCAGAUAUUUACCAGUUCUGUAAAUGCAUUGAUACAAAAUGUCAUUUUACAGGAAAGGCCUACAAACCUUUAUGAAGAUAACGGCUUAUUACUUCAGUAUAAGUUAGACAAUGAGUUUGAUUUGCUAUUUGUGGUUGCAUAUCAGAAAAUUUUGCAGCUAUCCUAUGUUGAUAAGUUUUUAAAUGAUGUGCAUUUGGAAUUCCGAGAUAAAUACAAGAAUGAGCUGUCGGAUCGACAUUUUUUUGCCGAUUUUGAUUUUAUUAGUAAUUAUAAAAAAGUGCUUCAAAGGGCAGAAGAAUGGGGAAGGGUGCAAGCAAAUAUACCAAAACAAAUGAGAACAUUUGAAGAAUCUUUCAAAUCUAAGAAGACAGUUGCUUCUAUGAUUGAGCGCAAGGGUGAAGAAAAACCAACCAAAACUACCAAGAAAAAAGAAGUUAAUUUUGUAGAUGAUUCAGAAAAAAAUAAAACUUUACCUUCUUCACCUAAUAACUUAAAGGAAACAAAUUCUGUUGAAGAAGAUUUAAUAGCUGCCAGCAGGGCUAAAUUUGCUUUGAAAAUGCAAAAGAAAAAAACAGAGUCAAAGAAAAGUCCCAAAAGCCCCAACACUGAAAAAGCUGGUAAAAAACCAAGAGUUUGGGAUUUGGGAGGUACAAACAAAGAUCUUCAGUCAUUGGAAAGAACUACUGAUAAACCAGAAGAUAUUAAAAGUCACUUUACAGCUGAUACAGAGAUUGUUGGACAGAUGAAAGGUGGAAUUAAGGAUUUGGAAGUGGAAUCUUCUGAUGAAGAAUCUGACGAAGAAAUUCAGCAACAGGAAAGCAAAAAAUCCUCAUCUAAAGGCGGAAUGUUUUCUAUUUUUAAAAGCCUGGUCGGCUCCAAGAAUUUAACAGCCGCUGAUACCAAACCAGUUUUGGAAAAAAUGCGAGAUCAUCUUAUUGGCAAAAAUGUUGCCGCAGACAUAGCAAUAAAGCUGUGUGAUUCUGUAUCUGCCAAGUUAGAAGGAAAAAUUUUAGGGACAUUCGACUCAGUUACCACCAUCGUCAAAAAUACUUUAACAGAUUCUUUGGUACAAAUUUUAAGUCCAAACAGAAGAGUUGAUAUUUUGAGAGAUUGUCUAGAAGCCCAAAGGCAGGGCAGACCUUUUAUUAUGACAUUUUGUGGGGUUAAUGGAGUAGGAAAGUCAACAAACUUAGCAAAAAUUUGCUUCUGGUUAAUAGAAAACAAUUUAAGGGUGCUGAUUGCUGCUUGCGAUACUUUCAGAGCUGGUGCUGUUGAGCAGCUAAGAACUCACACCAGACACUUAAAUGCCCUACAUCCUCCACAGAAACAUGGAGGUAUGCAAAUGGUUGAAUUAUAUGAAAAAGGGUAUGGAAAGGAUGCCGCAGGUAUUGCUAUGGAAGCAAUUCGUUUUGCUCGAGACUCCAAGAUUGAUGUUGUCCUGAUUGAUACAGCCGGAAGGAUGCAGGAUAAUGAACCUCUGAUGAGAGCUUUAACAAAGUUGAUUAAGGUCAACGAGCCAGAUUUGGUAUUGUUUGUUGGGGAAGCACUAGUAGGCAAUGAAGCUGUAGAUCAGCUAGUGAAAUUCAAUCAAGCUCUGGCAGAUUACUCUUCCUCCAGUCAGCCACAUUUAAUUGAUGGUAUUGUUUUAACAAAAUUUGAUACUAUUGAUGACAAGGUUGGAGCGGCAAUUUCAAUGACUUACAUUACUGGACAACCAAUAGUUUUUGUUGGCACUGGUCAAACUUAUACAGAUUUAAAGGCCUUAAAUGUCAAAGCAGUGGUCCACUCUUUAAUGAAAUAAUUAUCUAUUUUAAUAAAUUUUUAGACGGAUAUCGUGUGGACCUAUACAAAGCAAAAUUGUGUACUUCCAUUAUUUUAAGUUUUACUCUGUUAAUGUCUAGGAAUCUUUCAAAUUCUAUUCCAUUGUGUUAAUUUUAUUAAUAAAUCUUGUUAUUUACAAUUUUUGUAAUAUAUUGUUUCAACCACUUUAAAAUAAAAC
Molecule: messenger RNA, 2160 nt
Organism: Cylas formicarius (sweet potato weevil)
Lineage: Eukaryota; Metazoa; Arthropoda; Insecta; Coleoptera; Brentidae
Gene: SrpRalpha
Product: signal recognition particle receptor subunit alpha homolog
Exons: 8
Coding region: 97-1962 (621 amino acids)
Biological process (GO): SRP-dependent cotranslational protein targeting to membrane
Cellular component (GO): endoplasmic reticulum membrane; signal recognition particle receptor complex
Molecular function (GO): signal recognition particle binding; GTPase activity; GTP binding
Source: RefSeq, a predicted model, not a curated record